Molecule: messenger RNA, 1174 nt
Organism: Populus nigra (black poplar)
Lineage: Eukaryota; Viridiplantae; Streptophyta; Magnoliopsida; Malpighiales; Salicaceae
Exons: 1
Coding region: 160-969 (269 amino acids)
Source: RefSeq, a predicted model, not a curated record
UUCUUUCAUUUUCACUUGAUAAAAGGCACCAUGAAUUGUGUGUUCCUUGCUCAUAUCUCAUUACACUCUUCGUUUCUCGCACCCUCUUGAUUCUCUUCCUUGCCCAGAAACUCUCCUCCCCAUUCAUUUCUAUACAAAUCGCAGCCUACCCCCUAAGCAAUGGAACUACUAACUUUUCUUUCCACAUAUAUCAAUAACCUUUAUUCUCAAAAAAAGAAAUUUCUGGUUUCUGAUGCUGUGUCUGAUUACAGACGUUCGCCUUUUGAUCUAACUAAGAAAUUUAUAGGUUCCUAUGCAGUGUCUGAUUUAACCCACAAGCUUUCUGAUCAAACAAAGACAUUUAUGGCUUCUGGUGCUGUGUCUGAUUACAGACGUUCGCCUUUUGGUCUAAUAAAGAAAUUCAUGGCUUCUGGUGCAGUGUCUGAUUUCACCUAUAUGCCUUUUGAUCAAAUAAAGAAAUUUAUAGCUUCUGGUGCAGUGUCUGAUUUCAACCACAAGCUUUCUGAUCAAAUAAAGACAUUUAUGGCUUCUGGUGCAGUGUCUGAUUUCACCUAUAUGCCUUUUGAUCAAAUAAAGAAAUUUAUAGCUUCUGGUGCAGUGUCUGAUUUCAACCACAAGCUCUCUGACCUAAUAAAGAAAUUUCUAGCUUCUGAAACAGUGGUGUAUGUCCUCCAGUUUAAGAAAGAAAGCGUUCCUAUAAUUGUUGCAGUGGUAGUGAUAGCACUCCUAGCACUCCUGUUUGGUAGUUGCUGCGGAUUUCUUGCCAAGAUUGUUCGAAUUUGCUGCGGAUGUCUUGCCAAGAUUGUUCGUUUUUGCUGCCGAUGUCUUGCCAAGAUUGUUCGUUUUUGCUGCGGAUGUCUUGCCAAGAGUGUUAAAACAAUGAAAGCACCGGGGAGGAACUAUCGCAUACCAAGGAGUAAUUUUGAAGCAAAUCCUCGUGAUUAUUUUAGGGACUUGCGCAAGGGGUAGAAGAUAUAUCGAUCCUAAGCGUCCAAUAUGGUUGUUUCCAUAGACUUUUCUCCGGAGGCAGACCCGCUCUUCUUCAUCUCUUCAUCGACCCUACUGUAUUUUCUUCUUUUCGAGUGGUUUUUCAAAAGCUUUGAUCUGUUGUAGUAGAUGCUUUGUGAGCUUGCUUCAACUUACAUGUUUCAAUAAAGAAGUGAAUUGGUCUUCA